UAUUUGUUGAAAAACAAGAACACAGAUCUCAUUAGGCCAACAUCUGCUAGAUGCCAACAUUCCACCCACCUCACACGAAUAUCUUCUUCUUCAUCCCUCACUCCUCACUUUUUCCUUGAUUCUUUCAGUCUUCAUGGGGGCCAUAUUUUAGGUGUGCUUUCCCUCCCCAUUUGACCUCACCUUCCUCCAUUUCCACCACCAACAACAGCACCACACUCCUCUUUAUAAAACCCCAUCAACAGAAUUUACAUGUAUAUGAUGCAAUUCCAUAUGGAUCUCUGAUAUUCUCAGCCUCAUUGAUCAUUUUAGUGCUUUUUGGGGAUCUAGGUGCCCUUGAACGUCUUGUUCACAUCUGGGUUUUCAAGAUUUAGGGUCUAGAAAGACCUGAUCCCCAUCUGGGUAAUCUAUGAAUUUGACAAUUUGUAGAUUUGGAGCCCAGAGGGUAUAUUAUUGAAGAAGAUUCACUUUUAAUUUCUUUCAUUUUUUGUAUGGUUGUUAAAUCAUCAAGACAAAGGCAAAGAAUGGUAUCAGGAAAUGGGCUGUUUUACCCAAUUAUUGGAUUUGCAUCAUGUUUUGCAUUCAUGUACUUGUCAUUUGGGGACUUGUGGCCGAAUUACCCCAGAGAACCACAGUUGAGUUUUGUACAGAGGAAUGGGACUCACUUCAUUUUGGAUGGUAGAGUGUUCUACAUUAAUGGGUGGAACUCUUACUGGUUAAUGGACCAUGCUGUGGAUGAAUACAGAAGACCCAGGAUCAGAGCAAUGUUGCAAGCUGGUGCCAAGAUGGGUCUCACUGUAUGUCGAACUUGGGCCUUCAAUGAUGGUGUCUACAAUGCCCUUCAGAUUUCCCCUGGUCAAUACGAUGAACGCGUAUUCAAGGCAUUGGAUCAUGUCAUUGCAGAAGCCAGGCAACACGGAGUUCGGCUGCUACUUAGCUUAGUUAAUAACUUGCAGGCAUAUGGUGGGAAGACUCAAUAUGUCAAGUGGGCAUGGGAAGAAGGUAUAGGUUUGAACUCUUUGAAUGAUUCAUUCUUCUUUGAUCCAUCAAUUCGGCAUUAUUUCAAGAAUCAUGUCAAGACUUUGCUGACAAGGAAGAACACUAUUACUGGAACUAAAUAUAAGGAUGAUCCAACUAUCUUUGCGUGGGAGUUAAUAAACGAGCCCCGUUGCAUGAGUGAUCCUUCAGGCGAUACUCUGCAAGACUGGAUAGAAGAAAUGUCGACCUACGUGAAAUCAAUUGACAAGAACCAUCUAGUAACAGUGGGACUUGAAGGAUUCUAUGGUCCUAAGAGUCCAAAAAGGCUGACUGUCAACCCAGGAGAAUGGGCAGCUGAACUUGGAUCUGAUUUUAUUCGCAACUCCAAGAUCUCAACCAUUGAUUUUGCCUCUGUUCAUAUCUACCCUGAUCAUUGGUUUCAUGACCAAGAACUUGAAGAGAAACUAAAAUAUGUCUCCAAAUGGAUGGUUUCUCAUAUUGAAGAUGGUGAUAGAGAACUGAAGAAACCAGUCACAUUCACAGAAUUCGGCUUGUCAAAUUUGAAUAAGGGUUUCAAGCCAUCUCAGCGGGACCAGUUCUACAAAAUUAUUUAUGACAUCAUGUACAAAUCUUCCAAGAGAAAGAAGUCCGGCGCAGGAUCUUUUGUGUGGCAGUUCUUGGUUGGAGAAAUGGAAAAGUACAACGAUGAUUUUGGGAUUGUCCCUUGGGAAAGGCCAGCAACAUAUCAGAUAAUAACUGAACAUUCUUGUAGGCUUGCCGCAAUUCAAGGUGUACUGCCUUCUCAAAAGGAUCACUUGAAAGAAUUGUGUUUGCGGAGACGGUAAAAAUCUAAUUUAUCCUACCAAAAACGUAACUUCUCAU
Molecule: messenger RNA, 1857 nt
Organism: Camellia sinensis
Lineage: Eukaryota; Viridiplantae; Streptophyta; Magnoliopsida; Ericales; Theaceae
Source: RefSeq, a predicted model, not a curated record